Molecule: messenger RNA, 1230 nt
Organism: Encephalitozoon romaleae SJ-2008
Lineage: Eukaryota; Fungi; Microsporidia; Unikaryonidae
Exons: 1
Coding region: 1-1230 (409 amino acids)
Source: RefSeq, a predicted model, not a curated record
AUGAUCUUUUGUGAAACAUGCGGCUCUCCUCUAGAGAUUAUCGGGAAUGAUUACGUCUGCUCGGAAGGUCACAUCACAAAGAACACAAUAGAGUUUUCAAACGAAGAGAGGCCAAUCCUUCUAGACAGCUCGACUAACGAUACAAAGCUUAAAAAGCUCCUGUUCAAAAAGUACGGUCCUGAUUACAUGGAAUUGCUAGGCUUCUAUAUAUUGUUCAAUGAUAUUAGGGAGCAUCUGUGUAUCAAAUCCCUGAAGUAUUUCAAUAUCUUUGCCAAUUCCAUCAAAGAAGGCCCCAAGAAAACCCUUCCGAGGUUCCUACUAGUAUCUCCAACUCUUAGAGCACUGACAUAUUACUCGAAAAGGAUAGAAAUGGAGGCAGAAGGCAAGACAUAUCUCUAUAUGGACUAUUACAAAUCCAUGAUGACAUAUCCUUAUGAGGAGAGGAGAAGGAUAAAGCUUACCCAUUUGGGCAUAACAAACCUAAACAUUCCUCCUGUACGUUUUGAAGGUACAGGCUUGAUUCCUGUGUAUAGAAUACUUAGGUUUCUUGGAGAAAGAAACGUAAGGCUCCAAAAAAAUCGCAGUCAUGGGCGUCUUGUGAUAUUCUAUGGCGAGACCGGGGUCCUUGAUGAGAAGGCUGAAAAUAACAAGGCUUGCUUCAGGGAGGAUCUAAGAAGGGACUAUGAGAUGUUCUUCAAAUACCUUCAGAGGAUUUGCGAUAUCUUUGUGCUAGAGAUUACAGAAGACCUUGAGGAAAAGUUCAAGGCUUUCUUUUACAUGCUUGACCUUACCAAAACCAUUCAUAUUCCCGAAGUGGAGAUAUCUGUAUUUCUUUACAUUUAUAUUAUGAAUUACAAAAAAGACUUUGAUGUGCUAAGAGCCAUAAGGAAUCUUAACGAAAUUCUACGCGAACCAUACAGUACUCUCCCAGAAGAAAUCAAAUAUAUAAAGCCGGAAGACCUUUAUGGUAAAGAGGAGAGGCUCCAAUCAUAUCUCAAAACCCUAAUAUCAAAAGCUACAUGGUUUAACAGUACAGAGAUAGAAGAGAAGCUCGGGAACUUUAAGAGGUUAUUUAGCUCCAGCAGGACUCAAAGAUUGUUUAAUGAUUACUGGGGAAGAAUCCACGAUAGACAUAAACCACUCUUUAUCCGUAAUGCUUGGUAUGUAAAGAAAUUGAUUAUUUUAAAAAGAAUGAAAACUAUGAAGGAAUCAGAAGAGGAUCAUAUAUAA